Mitosporidium daphniae is the source of this 819-nucleotide messenger RNA. RefSeq lists its product as uncharacterized. Gene Ontology annotation, cellular component: nuclear exosome (RNase complex); cytoplasmic exosome (RNase complex). Gene Ontology annotation, biological process: nuclear polyadenylation-dependent mRNA catabolic process; U1 snRNA 3'-end processing; nuclear mRNA surveillance. The record is from RefSeq and is a predicted model, not a curated record. The transcript has a single exon. The coding region runs from base 1 to 819 and encodes 272 amino acids. NCBI's taxonomy places the organism in Eukaryota, Fungi, Microsporidia.
AUGUUCAGCGUCGUUUGCCCUGAGCAGUAUCAUGAGGCCUUUUUCGCGGAGGGACUUAGAUCGGAUGGGAGGUCGUUUUCCGAAGCCAGACCAGACUUUACAAUAUCCAAGGCCUCUUUGUCUGAAUCUUCAGAGUAUCAAUCACACAUCGUUAGGAAAGGAAAUUCAGUCAUUUACAUAAACAUUUUUCCGCAGGUUACCACGCCUAGUGUGUCUGGAUGUGGAUUUCUUGCAACCAAAGUUUCAUUUUAUUCAAGCCCAAGUGAAAUCUACCCUUCUAAAGACAAGGACAUCAGAUAUUCCCAAGCGUUGCAUUCGAUCCUUUAUCCGGUUUUGCAGCACUCUACCUUUCCAAUCAAUGAAGGCUCCAGCGCCGUUUGGGCCGUUUAUCUCGAGGUGCUUGUUCUUGUUGAUGACGGAUCUAUUUUUGAGCUAAUCCUUGAUGCCUCUGUGGCCGUGCUGAAGGCAUUUUUCCUUCCUGUAGUGACCAUAGACGAGCUGGAGGAUGGAUCGGUGAUUGUCAGCAAGUCUGGAAGCCUGUCUCAAAUACCUUUGAUAGCUCCCAAUAUAAAUUUAUCCUCCAAAACUAUUGCCAUUAUACCUUUAAGCCAACCCAAAGAAAUGGAUAUCAACUCUGACCUUCCAGAGAAAAUUAUCCUGGUGGAUCCAACACGAUGUGAAGAAUUAUUGCCCAACAAGUCCGAUAUCAUGAUAAACAGCAUUGCGAACUCGCAAGAAUGCUCCAAGAAAAUCGUCAAUAUUUCCAAACGAUAUGGCCCAUCGUUGCCUUGGAAUUUAAUCCGCUCCUCAAUUGAAUAA